UCAGGACCCCGAGCGAGAUUUGAGAUCUCGCGGGAAACGCACAAUGCCGGGUUAGCAGUUGAGGGCGUGAGGAGGCUGGUGGGCCGAUCUCCUUGAGCAGCGCGGGAAGGGGAGGAGGCGGAACCUCGGCGCUGGAUGCUAGAGCUAAUUACCUAGUCAUGCAAUGGCUUUGGGAGAACUACCUGAAAAGGAUUGGUACAUCAUUCUGGGUGCAGCACCAUCAGAUAGUUUAAUGGAACUGAAAAGGAAAUAUCAAAGCCUAAUAUUACUGUAUCAUCCAGACAAACAGAGCACAGAUGUGCCAGCAGGAGAAGUGGAGGCGCGCAUGCAGAGGUUCAUCGAAAUUGAUCGAGCGUGGAAAAUUCUAGGGAAUGAAGAGACAAAAAAAGAGUAUGACCUGCAGCGGCGUGACCGUGAAUUAACACAAGGAUGGCCAGUGGAUGCUCAGGUUUUAAUUGAAGAUAUGAACUGGAAUCAAAGCGAGCACAGUUAUUCUCUCGCAUGCCGAUGUGGUGGAAAAUACAUUGUCUCCAAAAGUGAAGCUGAAGAUGGGUCUGUUGUAAGCUGCAAUACCUGUUCGCUGCUUAUAGAGAUUCUUAGAAGACCUAACAACUUAUGUGAUUUGAGUUUGCAGAAAAUGCAAAAGGUGCAACUAGGAGGACAGUUUGUAGAUAUCAGUACUACUGAAUAUAAUGAAAAAUAGAAAGUGUAAGAAAACGAAGUUAAAAAUCAUGUAAUUCUUUAGAUCACAAGUGUCAAAUGCAGGGUCCAUGGUCAAAUCUGGCCCGCCUCAUCAUUUUAUGUGGCCCAUGAAGCUUUCAUUGUCGGGAGAACAGAGUUGUAUUCAUACAGUCUUACAAUUACAAACAGCCCUUUGAAGGCAACCAUAAGGCUGAAUUGGCCCUCGGUGAAAAUGGGCUCGACACCCCUGCUUUAGAUGCUGUCGGAUUGCAGUUCUUCGGCCUAUGCUGUGUAGAGGUUCUGGGAGCCGUAGUUCAACACCAUUUGGAGAGCCCUUUGAUUCUCACCCCUGGUGUAAACUAAUGUUAUAAAAAUGUUUCAUUUCUGUAUCUGAAAUUUUCAGUACAUUCAUGGGACUCAUGAUAUAAAAUGCAGAGUGCAAAACAUUUGUAACUCAUACUGUUUCAAUUUGAGCAAUCCUACCCUAGUGUAAAGUAUUUAAUGUCUUUUUGGGAGCCCCAGUGGCGAAGUGUGUUAAAGCACUGAGCUGCUGAACUUGUGGACCAAAAGGUCCCAGGUUCAAAUCCCGGGAGCGGAAUGAGCACCCGCUGUUAGCUCCAGCUUCUGCCAACCUAGCAGUUCGAAAACAUGCAAAUGUGAGUAGAUCAAUAGGUACCGCUCCGGCGGGAAGGUAACGGCGCUCCAUGCAGUCAUGUCGGCCACAUGACCUUGGAGGUGUCUACAGACAGCGCCAGCUCUUCAGCUUCUCCCAGAGUCAGACAUGACUGGACUUAACGUCAGGGGAAACCUUUACCUACCUUUUUUUGCUUUAGAUCCAGAGAAGAAAUGGUGUGACCUGUGAGCCACAUGCUACUCUCUGGGUAUGCCCCCACUUUUUUGUUUUACUUACUCUCUGGGCACCCUGUGCCUCCAAACCAUACAAAAAUCUCCAAACUAUACAAAUGUGCAAAAUACUUCUACCCCUCCCAGAAUCUUGAAUUGCCUCUGUUUUCGUCGAAGUCCCUCUUAAAAUGGCAACAGGAUGUAAAAUUUUGUUUUGAAAGGAACUCUGCAGAUAAAUAGAUUCAUUUUGGUGCCAUGGAUGGGGCCUGAAGAAGUGUGUGAGGGGUGCUUUUUGGGAAAAUUGGUUCCUGCACAAUGCCCUCCCUCAAUUUCUUAUCACAAUUACAGAAUGUUUUAUAUAUUGAAGUAGAGAGUAGUCUUUUUUCUGAGUAGUCUUUUUUCGCAUCCAGCAACCAAGAAGAAAUUACAAUUGGGUCAGACGUGUUAAAUUAGAAAGUGUCCUCAUGACUGGAAACAUGGUGCAUUUUGAAAACAGAUUUAAUGAAAUAUAUUGUAGUUAUGUGCUCUGAGAUAGGGAAUUAUUAUUGCUAAUUUUAUAGUAAAAUGUAUGUGCUGACCUCACUGUAGCUAAUUGGCAGAUGGGCUGAAGUAAGAGCAGGGAGCCUGGUGCUCAGAAAAUGUUUUGCAGUACAGCUGUGGUAAUGACUGAUCAUUGGCUAUACUGCAAGGCUUUAAUCCAAAGUACCCAGAUAACUCUAGAUUCCUGCCUCUCUCCUAGAGUGUUACAGUAAGCCCUCCACUUUUGAGGGAGUUAGGGAAGUUAGAAUCACACCGGAGGGCCAAGAGGUUCCUAGAAAGAACAUAUCAGAUCUGCAAAAGUUAAACCUGCAAAUGCAGAGAACUGACACUUUUACUUUUUCAAACAGGUGUGCAAAUAAAUUAGUGUACUUAGUGUCAUUAAUGAAGGAUGUUAUACUUCUGAAAUGGCAUUCAUUCCAUGAAGAAAAAAUAUUUUCACCAAAUGCAAUUAUUAAGAACAAUAACAUUACAACCUGUAUAACAUAUUUGUAGCAGGUCUUGUAUGUAGUCACUGUUGUGUUUUCUGCAUGUAUAUUAAUAUCAUUAAAAUGCAAGCAUAAUGCCAUAAAACUUGUAAAAAUUUACAUGGGAUCAAUGAAAAUGAUCAGAAUUAUUACAAUUAUUGUUUAUUGUACAUAAAUAUACAAAUUGCUAUUUUUACAAGUUAAUAAAAACUGAAAAUAUA
Molecule: messenger RNA, 2749 nt
Organism: Anolis carolinensis (green anole)
Lineage: Eukaryota; Metazoa; Chordata; Lepidosauria; Squamata; Anolidae
Gene: dnajc24
Product: DnaJ heat shock protein family (Hsp40) member C24
Exons: 5
Coding region: 164-703 (179 amino acids)
Biological process (GO): positive regulation of ATP-dependent activity
Molecular function (GO): ferrous iron binding; ATPase activator activity
Source: RefSeq, a predicted model, not a curated record